AUGGAUGAAUCUGGUAAAGACAACGAAGAAAAUUUAAUGUUGUUUCAUGAUAAAACUGAUGAAAACCGACCCGAAGAGAACGAACAAAAUGUCUCUGAAACAAAUCUCGCGAGUAAACAACACGGAAGUAUUAGUGAAAUUGACAAGGUCACAGAUAAAACUGUACCUAGUAAUACUGUCGAUAGCGAAACCCCCGAAAACAUUGAAACUGGAACUGAAGUAGGUCCUGUACGACAUAGUACAAGACAGAAAACACAAUUUACUGACAGAGAAUCGAUUGAAAACGAAGAAAUAUACCGCCAACAACGUACCCUUGGCGGUCAUCAAGGGCGUAUUACAGCACUCGUCAAUCAAUUAAGUACUUGUGUCACAAAGGGGCGUGGACCGCACGAAAUCGUUGACAUUUUAGAAUCUCUUGAAAAGGCAUGGCAAGGCUAUAAUAACGCAUAUGGAAAAUAUUUAUUGAAAAAUCUAGCAGAAGAAGAGUUCGCGCAAAUUGAGGAAGUCUUUUCAUAUAAUAGUAAAAAUCACGCUUCUUGUGUUUUCGAAGCCCAGGAAUAUCUACGUUAUUGUCAAUCAAUGGCACUUCAACAACAAGCAAUGGCGCAAAGACAGAGCAUUGGUUCAAAGUCAAUUUCGUCCAAAGUUUCGAAAUCGUCUAAGAGUUCGAAAAAAGAAAAAGCCAAAAUGGAUGCAGAAUUGAAAAGAUUGGCAGCUACCCAAGCUGAGGAAGCCGCGAUAUUUGAAGCUGAGAUGGAAAAGAAAAAGAUAGAGAUAGAAUUUCAAACGUGCGAAAAAGUAAGAAAACUGAAAGCAGAGGCUGCCCUCGCAGAACGAAAGGCCGAACUGAUGCAAGAAUAUGACAGCGAUGACAUGUCCAGCUCGAAUGAUGAAAAUGGAUCGGACAGAUUGCCACCCCCUCCAAUUACACAAUUAAUAAAAGGAGAACAGACUGAAUUAUGGGUAAAGUCUUGCUCAAGCCAAACAGCUGAUAAUCAAGCCUUGGACAAUCUUGAAUCACCUGAGCGUGUCAACAAUCAACCCAAGAAAUAUUUUGAAGACAUGUGUAAUAGAAAUAAAGUGGAAACAAAUACAGCUGGUCAAAAGGGACAUGUCACAUUUAAUGAGCGUGGGAAAAAUAGAUCGAGUGCAAGAAUCAUACCGGAAAUUAGUAAAAACCAGAUUUCGGAUGCUCAAGCAGUGAUGUUAAAGGUGAAUAUGUUACAAGCAAUGCAACCUGUGAAAUUUGAUGGUAACCUAUCUGACUUUCCCACAUUUAGAAAAAGAUUGAUUGACAAUCUUGAAGACGGAGUUCUUAAUGACAGUCAAAAAAUCGAAUUUCUACCUAAAUUUGUAUCUGGAGAUGCGUAUGAAACUGUGAAAAGAGUGGCUGGCUGUUCUUACCCGGAUAUUAUAGUGAUUUUGCAAGAUAGAUAUGGUCAGCCUGCCACAGUUGCUGCCUCUUGUAUUGAGUCCCUGACAUCUGGUCCAAAGUUGACAAACGGUGACUACAAAGGAUUGCGUAACUUUGCAGAACAACUUGCGUCAUCAGUGAAAAGGCUUGAAGACGAAUAUGAACAAGAAGCGAGCACAACAUCGAAUUUAAAUUUGAUCGCUUCGAGGCUACCAAACUACCUGAUUAACAAAUGGGGAGACGUAUCGUUCACGAUUAGAGAAAAGGGAAGAAAGCCACGACUCGAGGACCUAGCUAAAUUCGUGAAAAGGCAAGCGGCGAUCAAAAAUGAUCCUGC
This is a messenger RNA of Paramuricea clavata, 1751 nucleotides long. The record is from the annotation of a GenBank genome assembly. Lineage: Eukaryota; Metazoa; Cnidaria; Anthozoa; Malacalcyonacea; Plexauridae.